This is a messenger RNA of Gongylonema pulchrum, 363 nucleotides long. The record is from the annotation of a GenBank genome assembly. Lineage: Eukaryota; Metazoa; Nematoda; Chromadorea; Rhabditida; Gongylonematidae.
AUGGGCGAAGGGCUGCGCCCACAUGUACUCGGCUUGGUGCCCCCGCUGAUUUUCGUAAUGAAUCGAGAAAAAGGACCGAAAACACUUCUCGAAAAUACUGCAAUAACUCUCGGUCGUUUGGGUAUCAGCUGCGCCAUUGAAGUAGCACCAUUUUUACCACAAUUUAUCCGUCCAUGGUGUCUGGCAUUGCGCAAUAUUCGUGACAAUGAAGAGAAGGAGAGCGCAUUCAGAGGUCUUUGUAAUAUGAUCAGUCUCAAUCCGGCCGGAGUGCUUGCGGAGUUUAUCUUUCUGUGCGAUGCGAUUGCGUCUUGGAAUAAUCCACAGCCCGAACUGAAAAUGAUGUUCUCGAGGGUACGUUUUUGA